AUGGAGGCAUAUCUUGAAGAGGUACGCAAAAUUGAGAAACGAUUCUUGGGCUUCGAAUUGCGGCAUGUACCGCGUGGCACGAACCAGGAGGCGGACGACAUCGCCAAGAGGGCGUCCCGGUGCCACCCCCAGAAGCUUGGCGUCUUCGAGAAGUGGCUCUUCAAGCCAUCGGCGACUCCCCCCACUGCCGGACCGACGCGUCCUCGGGACGAGCCACCCAUGGCACCCUCCUCGGGGGCAGCAGCAUGCGGCCCGACCUCGGGAGCCCACCUGCUUCUCGCACUAGAACGUCACGAGGGGUGCUGUACCGAGGUGUUCAAGGCCUACCUGCUCAAAGGCACCUUGCCAGAGAAGGAGGAAGAUGCGGAACGUGUGGCUCGCCAGGCCACCGCGUACUGCAUCAAGGACGGCGAGCUCUACGGAAGGAGCCCAAACGAUAUCUCUCUGCGGUGCAUCUCCAAGGAGCAGGGGUGCGACCUGCUAGCUGACAUCUGCAGCGGGGAUUGCGGGCAUCACUUUUUGUCACGCACCCUCGUUGGCAAGGCGUUCCGCAGCGGGUUCUACUGGCCCACGGUGCUCAACGAUGCCACUAAGCUGGUGAGAUCCUGCGAGGCAUGCCAAUUCCAUGCCAAACAGAUCCACCAGCCCGCUCAGGGCCUCCAGACCAUCCCGCUCUCAUGGCCGCUCGCGGGAGAGUGA
This is a messenger RNA of Aegilops tauschii subsp. strangulata, 699 nucleotides long. The record is from RefSeq and is a predicted model, not a curated record. Lineage: Eukaryota; Viridiplantae; Streptophyta; Magnoliopsida; Poales; Poaceae.